Molecule: messenger RNA, 804 nt
Organism: Naegleria gruberi
Lineage: Eukaryota; Heterolobosea; Eutetramitea; Acrasida; Naegleriidae
Exons: 2
Coding region: 60-707 (215 amino acids)
Source: RefSeq, a predicted model, not a curated record
CCAAUAACAAAAUAAAACCAAAAAAUUACCUCCACACCAAGGCCAUCUAUCUUCACGCAAUGCCAACCUUGAAUAUUACCGUUUUGAGUGCACAUAAUCUUGUCGCAAAAGAUAUUACAGGUACUAGUGAUCCAUAUUGUAUUAUUAAAUGUGGACGUGCUAAACAUCGUACUUCUACCAAGCCUAUGACUUUGAAUCCUGCCUGGUUUGAAAGUUUCACUGUCAGUGUUAUGGAUCCUAUGAGAGAAUCUGUCACUUUUGAUUUAUAUGACAAGGAUUUAAUUAGUAAUGAUGAUCCAUUGGGAUCUGCUGUUGUUCAAUUGAAUACUUUGAGAAGAGGAGUUCCAGAAAGAAUGACAUUGAAUUUAAUGGGAGCUAGAUCAGGAGUUUUGAUGGUUGAAUUGAAUGCUCUUGAUUUUGGUCAAGCCAUGAUGUCACAGCCGAUGAUGCAACCAAUGAUGCAACAACCAAUGAUGCAACAGCCAAUGAUGAUGCAACAACCAAUGAUGCAACAACCUAUGAUGCAGCAACCAAUGAUGCAUCCAACAAUGAUGCCAAUGGUUCAAACUCAACCUAUGAUGCAACCAAUGAUGCAACAACCAAUGAUGACUCAAUCAACAACUUAUACUACUGGAUAUCCACAACAACAAGCCUAUGGUGUUCCUCCACCAAUGGGAUAUCCACCAUAUGGUGGUGGUUACUAUUAAGUUGACCAACAAUUAUUUUUGAAAUAGAUCAAUAUCUGUGACAUUCUUGUAACUUUAGAUGAUGUAUAUAAAAUCUACACUAACUUAUUUAUUUAAU